AUGGGCCAGGAACAGUCCCAGGUCACAGAGGAUACGCCGCCUCUAACCCUGCAGGAGCGCACCCUGCCGGCCGUCGCCGAUCUCAUCAAGUCUGGCCGGGCGCGCCGCAUUGUGGUCAUGACGGGCGCGGGUAUUUCCACCGCCGCUGGCAUCCCCGACUUCCGCUCCCCCGACACAGGCCUCUACGCCAACCUCGCAGCCCUCAACCUCCCCGAACCCGAAGCCGUCUUCGACCUAACCUUCUUCCGGCAAAACCCACGGCCCUUCUACGUACUCGCGCGCGAACUCUACCCAGGCGCGCGUUACCGCCCCACCAUCUCGCACGUGUUUCUCGCCCUGCUUGCCCGCAAGGGCCUGCUGCAUGCGCUGUUCACGCAGAAUAUUGAUUGCUUGGAGCGUGCGGGGGGCGUGCCGGGGGACCGGAUUGUGGAGGCGCAUGGGAGUUUUGCGAGUCAGAGGUGUGUGGAUUGUAAGGUUUUGUUUGAUGAGGGGAAGAUGAGGGGGUUUGUGGAGAGGGGGGAGGUGCCGAGGGCCGAUGACGGGGUGUGUGGUGGGCUGGUGAAGCCGGAUAUCGUGUUCUUUGGGGAACCGUUGCCGCGGGCGUUUUUCGACCGUAUGUCGGCUGUGAAGGAGGCUGAUUUGGUGCUGGUUAUGGGCACCAGUCUGCAGGUCCACCCGUUUGCGGGGUUGCCGGAUAUGGUGAAUGAGGACAUCCCGCGUGUGUUGUUCAACCUGGAGCGGGUCGGGUCGUUUGGGACGCAGGCGGAUGAUGUCAUGGUGUUGGGGGACUGUGAUGGCGGGGUGCGGCGGCUGGCGGAUGAGUUGGGGUGGCGGGACGAGCUGGAGAAGACGUGGCGGGAGUUGGUGGGUGAUGAGGAGGCUGAGAGGCAGUUGCAGGGCGCGGCGAAGAGGGUGGCGAAGAGACAGGACGAGGUGAGCAAGUUGGCGGAUGAGGUGGAUCAGGCGCUGCAUAUUGGGGACGAGGAAGGGAGUGUGAAGCGUGAGGGAGGAGAGAAAGAGCCAGUUGUCGGUUCUGUUAAGGGUACUACCCAAACAGCAGGUAGUGAGGCCCAGACGGCGAAAACUGAUGAAGCUGGAAUCGCUUCGGAGAACGAAGCUUUGGCUGGUGUUGGGGAUCAGUAUUCUUCGGCAAACACCAGCGACAACGCAAAGACAAAGACGGAUGGGACGGGCUAG
Messenger RNA from Dichotomopilus funicola, 1197 nucleotides. Its product is annotated as NAD-dependent protein deacetylase hst2-1. The transcript has 3 exons. Gene Ontology annotation, molecular function: NAD+ binding; histone deacetylase activity, NAD-dependent. Gene Ontology annotation, cellular component: nucleus. The record is from RefSeq and is a predicted model, not a curated record. The coding region runs from base 1 to 1197 and encodes 398 amino acids. Lineage: Eukaryota; Fungi; Ascomycota; Sordariomycetes; Sordariales; Chaetomiaceae.